Molecule: messenger RNA, 5183 nt
Organism: Hydractinia symbiolongicarpus
Lineage: Eukaryota; Metazoa; Cnidaria; Hydrozoa; Anthoathecata; Hydractiniidae
Exons: 7
Coding region: 2476-2763 (95 amino acids)
Molecular function (GO): protein dimerization activity
Source: RefSeq, a predicted model, not a curated record
UUCAUGGACUGUUUUGUUACAUGUCGGCAGGGCUGAUUUGUUACAUCCGGGCGGGAUUGCUACAUAAAUAGGGCUGUUUUGUCACAUCGGGUUGUUUUGUUACGGGAGAUCGGGCGGUUUUGCUACCAUUCCGGCUGUUUUGUUACCGUGCAUAAUUUCAAGAUGGCAGCGUGAAUGGCAGCAGCGACACUCCAACAGUAGUUUAGCAAAUCUUUUUGGUUAAGUUUGGGGCCUGUGCUGUAUUGUAAACAAAACUCUCUCUACAAUAAGUUGUUCAAAGUUUAUGCUGGCUAGCUAACUGUGUUUUGCUUUGGUUUAUAUCGCCAGUUUAGCUGGCAGCAACACUCUUGUAGAUAGCUAGCUAGCUAGCUAUCUCAAUGAAAGUAUUUUAUGUUUGUUUUACUAUUAUUAAAAAACGUUGUGGAAUAGGUGAAAUAGCUAGCUAACUUACCCAGUUACAAAAGCUAUAGCUAGCUCGUUAGUUGUAGAAGCUAUCUAGCUAGGUUCUUGUAGCUAAUUGUAGUGUUUAAAAUCAUCAGAAGACCAGAGCAGUGUUCAAUUUCCCUUGGCUGGCUGGUCAUAUAUAUUGUGGCGCCAAGCCUUUAUCAGUCUUAGGGUUAAAAAAGUUUAAAAAAUGUUACUGCUUUUAUGACUUGUCUGAAAGUUUGUUACAUGUAACUAGGGUAAUUAGCCAUGAUCCACAUUCCCUUGGAGGUUCAUCUGGAUGGGGGGGGGGGGGGGGAGCUAUGGUAACUUUCAAUAACCAGCAUAUAUAAUAGCCGCAUUACAAAAUUGAACCGGUGUCUCCUGCACAAAGUAUGUGAGUUAUGUGACCUCCCAAAAAUGUAUCGAGUGUGUUAAAAGUAACCUUGGAAAAAGUAUCUGCUAUAUAGCAUUCUAUAAGAGCUAGUUUUUCUGACUAAAAUAUGGACAUAUUGGAUACAAUAUAAUUUUUUUUUCUUUUAAUUCAUUUACCCGAAAUACAAUGUCUUUCCUGUACCACAUUUACUUUAUCGUCGUGAAAAAAUAUAAUAUAUAUACAAAUAUUUAUUCCAAAAACACCAAACUAAUUUGUGAAAAUAUUGUGUUGUGUUCACUUCUCUGUGAAGUGUCUAGCUAGCAUACUGGAACAAUGUGCAAUAUUUCAUGUUUUUAUAUAAAUAAGAUAGCAUAGCUUCAUAAAUGUACAACACAAGACAUUUCAUUCCUAGCCAAACAAUUAUGGUAGGCAUAAAUGCUUUUCAAAUCAUGGAUAUUAAAUAUUUAUUAUCUUUUCAUUCUUUUUAUAUAAAAGUGUUAAUUUAUAUAGUUCUUUUAUUGCUUGUGACAACUUCAUAAGUUUCUCUGCAUCAACAUUUCUGGUAUUGAACACAUUUGUUUCUGGACAUUUGUAACUUUAUUUAUAUAUAUUAAGCUGUGAAUUUCUAUAUUACAACUUAUAUACAUCAUAGCUGGUCUUUGAAUACCAUUUGUACCUUGCACAGUGAAGUCGUUUGUUUAAAGGCAUUAUACAAUAUUUUUUAUAUAUACAUCAAUGACAUUCUUUAUCGGUAAAAAUGUCAUAACUUUUGUUGACAUCAGUGUGUGAAAAAUCAUGUUAAAACACAGAAGCUUUUGAAUGCAAAAAACAUCUUUAUAUUUAUUUUUUAUUACUUGACUGAUACACGGAAGAGUUAUGUGAAAAAUGCAAUGGUUUGAUUUGUUUAUGGCUUAUAAAACAGGGAUUUUUAUGCACCCAUUCUUUGGUUUUUGGAGGGCAAUAAUAUAAUGAUACCAUAAGAACACAAGAUAAUGUCUAUAAUUUUUUUUAUUAUUUGCAUAUUCUUUAAUAUUUCUUUAAGAACAAAUGAACAGCUGAUUUGCCAUAGAAAGUAUAUAUGUGCUACUGGAUACGGUGGUAGAUGCAAUUAUAUAUUAUAUAUGUAAUGUACUCUUUAAAUGAUAUAAAACUGUCUUUAAAAGCUCUGCUAAAAUUCAGACAAUAUUGACAUCGAAAAACAAAUGCCAACUACCACCACUAAGUCAACCCGGCAUAUACAUUAUCCCAUGCAAAUGCGGCAAAAAAUAUUUUGGGGAGACGAAGUUGGGAAUUGCUACCCGCUUCGAACAACACAAAGACACGAACAUUAAAGAAAAGUGGAGCGCAUCAGGAGAUUCAUUUCACUCUAGUUCUUGUAAUGCUGGUUAUGAUUGGGACAAUGCGAAAAUGCUUAAACAAGAAUUUAAUAAAUUUGAUCGUAAGUUAUAAAGAUAAAGAAGUUAUAAAGAUAAAGAAGUUGACAUAAACGCUGCUAGAAAAUAUCCACAUUGAUGCAACACAUUCCAACUGCUUGGCGAGAUUCGUGAACCAUGCCCAUCCCGGUGUGCCAAUUGUAAAAUGGUGUUACUGGUUCGUGACAAAGUGCCGUAUCUAGGCUUAAAGUCUCUAAAACUCAUAAAGACUAAUGAAGAGCUUAGAUACGAUUAUGGUGACAAAUGCAUGUUGUCUUUGUGAAAGCAGAAGAACUUGUGUGUGCCAUUACAUUUAAAAGAUAUAGAGAAUCAGCUAAAAAAGAUCUCCCAUGCAAGUAUUCUGAAACUGAAGUAUUAAAAGAGCCUUACAUGAUUAUCAGAGAUCGUGAAAAUUUGUUCAAGCCAUUAAUAUAUACGACGAAGAUCCCUAAUCUUUACUUUGAAAAGGGUUGUCUGUUUGAAAUCGACAAGGAAAUCACAAGACAUGACUCGUGUGAUACAAGGCAUCUUAACAGUUCACAUCUAAAUUAGUAUUCUCUAUGGUGCUCUUUUUUAUUCCUAGGGUCACUAUUUUAAAGUAAGAGUCUGUGUGUUUUAAUUUUAUGCUAACUACAACUUCUUAACUGUUUCUGGAAAAGCAUUACUUGGUGCUUUGCAGCUAGUGGGCGGCAAAAAACUUUUUUUAUGGUAUGACAAAUCAACAACGUAGAAAAUGCCUAGAUGUAUUUUCUACAAUUCCUGCAUUACACGUUGUUUUUUGAAAGAUAACCGUAUUUUGACCUGAGCCUCAAUUUUCUUUGCAAAAUGACUGAAUAUAGGCUCAAAUUUUCUUAUUUUUUUUCUUAAUUUUUAUUCCUCUUUGUUUUCUUUAUAAAUAACUACUAUAUUUUAUCGACAUUUGAAAUAACAUUUUUAUUGAAGAAAAAAAGACCUCUUUUGUUAUUUUGGGAUAAAACUUUGUUAGUAAUUAAUUCCACUAUUUUGAAUACAUUUUGCCUCCAGAGAUCCAUGAAUGCUGUAUAGCUACUUUACUGAAAAAAAAGAAACUUGAUUGUGUUCUUCUGAAAUUACGGUGAUUUUGGUAACUGUAAAUCUAAAUAUCAAGGUCUUUAAAAAUUGAAUCUUGACAAGCUGAAACUGGGGAUUUUCCUAAAAUGUUUUUACGAUUUCAAGGUUUUUGAGCGUCAUCUAAUAAUCUACACAUUUGUAAAAGAAAGCGCAAUAGUAUUCGUUUUAUCAUAACUCCAACAACGUCUCUUAAGAUCCUUUCUAUUAAUGUUCACGUAAUAAAUAUGUUCUUCCUAGACCUCAAGAUGUUGCCGAUGAUGGCUUUUGUGAAUGUUGCAAGAUACGUUACACAUCACUACAACAUGUAUAUGUAUGCUAUGACCCCUUUUUUUCUUGUAGAUCAAAUCUGUUUCUUGGAUACAAGAAUUAUAUCGAUGGAAAAAUAAAAAUGAUAGUUUUUUGACAGAAAGACUCGUUUAGCUAUUGUUAUUGUUUUGAUAGCACCUCGACAGUGAUCGUCAUAAAAGCUUCGUUACUAAAAAAAAAAAUUAUGAUAAAGUAGACCAGUUGAUAGCUAAAAAAGUUGGUUGUGGCGACUUUGUCGAAGCAUGCAAGAAGAAAGCUGCUAAAAAGUAUGUACUUAGAAAUAAUAGGAAAUGUGAUUUUAGAGAAGUAUGUUAUAUUAUAAGUAGUUACAUGAAACUACGCAUUUAGUAUGUUGUAUUAGUUCAUCAAAGUGAUAAUAGUAUGACACAUUAACAGAAGUGAAUGUCAGUAAUUUAGAACAACUCUUACGAGGAAAAGUAUUAGAAGCAGAUACGUUUUAUUCUUUCUCAGUCAUAAUAUAUAAUAGUCUUUUUAUUUUAACUAUUAGGUUUUGAUAAAGAAAAAUAAAUCUUCAGGACAUUCUCCAAAUAAAUAAUUAGCUAUCAUUUUUUGCGUGCAUUUCCGAAUAUAUGUGAAAAAACGCUAAUAUUUUUUCAUCUCACGCUAAUAUUUUUGCUUCAUAGUUUUUGGGCGUCAGUUUUUUUACUUUGAUUUCUAAGUGAUAUCCGUCGUUUCGUAGUUCAUAAGCAAAAGCGAUAUGUCCCAAUUAGAGUUAUGAUUUGUUAGCAUCAUCAUCAGCAUCAUGUCAAGUACCUAUCUGUUUUUAAUAAAAAUUUCUGGUGCUGUGUAUGAAAGAAGAUUGGUCCAAACUCCAGUUAAUCUGCUAACGACAAGAUGAUCUCAUCGUUGGACUAGCAUUCAGAUUCGCGUGCAAAUUCACUUAUAUCAAGUAGAGUAAAAAGAAAAUCUAGGAUGCUAGUUAGUAAUAGGACGUUAACUUUUGAGUAAGCUGGUUUUAAAUAGAAGCGUCUACAGUGAUAAAUCUAAUUGUAAGUAUUUUUAGUCUUUAAGUUACCUAGUUAGUAAACCAGCUACACAGUUUAAACAGUAGUUGCAAUACGAAUUACAACUUAUUAUUAUUAUUCAGUACAGUUUAAAGGUGUUAAAAACUCAAAGUAGUAGUAUUAUAUGACAAUAUAUAAUGACCACAUACACUUAUCGGUUAAAAAUUGAUAAUCCAUAUUAUAAUCUACAUCGAUUUUAGGUGCUGGCUUAAUUGCGAAGAUGAUUCACUAGCGAAAAGUGUAGGGAGUCAGAACACUAUAUAUGGAAUAGAAACAUCUGGUUCAGAGCUGCCAAAAUUUAUCUGUUCUUCCAUCCACGAUAUUUAUUGAACAUUUGCAACAAACAUGCAUCAAACAUUCGCAAUAAGAUGAAAAUAAAUUUACACAAGUUAUUGACUUGAUCAAUUCAUGGCUUGAAAUUCAUUAAAAGUAUUAUAGAACAUUCAAUUUAUUGUUAGGUUAUGCUAUAAAUGUUUUUCUAUUUACAAAACAUAGCAUUUUAAUUGUAAUUCAUAUUUCUUCUUAUUGGAAAAAAGAUUAUAUUUUAUUAUA